UAAUGUUUUGAAGCAGAUAUGAAUGAAUUGAGACUGGAGGACUCUUGAAUGGUGGGCCAUGAGUGUGAAGGGAGCAAUUGUUACUCAGGAUGGAAAAGGAUCUCAAUGGGAAUUUCUAAGUUAUGACUCACUCCAGAAGAUAGUCAGUUCUGCUCUUCAAAAGUUUGACAUUGAAGGAGAUGUUGAAGAGUGGGCUUUGAUGAACGAAAGUAGUCGGCGUUUUAUAACUGAACAGAACAGAGAAGAAGAACUACAUCCCGGCGUGGUGGCGACGAUAAAGCGCUCCCCCGCAAAGCUUGCGGAAGACUCCAUCCGCAUCCUCUCCUCAAAGCCUGAUCAUGAAAUCAGUUUGGAGCUGGAGAAUGUGGUCAAAUUGGCAGAGGAGUUUUCAUACGCACACGAGUUUUACAACCAAGAGGGCGUGACGCAACUACUGGAUAUAAUCAAAAGAACUCCGAUAUUUGAGAGUAUGAACUGUUCCAUCCUGGCGCUGUCUUUACAGGCUCUCUGCCUUGUUAUGGAGUACAUGGGAACAGAGCUAUGGACCAAGAUUCUCGACAAUAAUGCUAUCAAGAAGCUGACAGAGAUAAUAAAGUCACGUGAGGCCCGCGAAAAGGUGUUGGGAGUUCAUGACAACAAGAUCAGAACAAACACAAUGAGUAGCACUCUAACCAGAAACAGCAGUAUCAGGGAUUUCGACCUGCAGCACAAAGACAAGUUAGGAGCCACUGAUAGUGAGCCCCCUAUGGCCCAGUACGCCCUCGCUGCUAUUGACAGUGUUGUGAGAUUUACUGACGCUGGCUUCGAUAUUAUCUCUUCCCUUAUCAAACCUGCUGAUAUCAUCAUCUUUAUUACUGACACUAACAUUGAAUGUGCUCAAUACGCGCUAGCUCUGAUAAAUGCUUUGUUCGGGAAGCAGGAGAACAAACAGCAGUUUUAUCACGAUCUUCUCGAAUGGAAUGUUCGUGUCAAUAUUGAGAAAGUGAUACGGACAGUGAGACCGGAACAUAUGGAUAUCUCUCACCACAUCUCAGAGUUCCAGCACCUGCUCCUAGGAUUACACAAGGACGCAGCCCUGAAGCCAGUGAACGCAGAAGAUGAGGAACAAAUGGCCAUGUUGGAGCGAGUUAAGAUACAGGCUCUCUCCGAACAGAAUGGGAGCGAGUGGAGUGGCCUGGGUUUUACCAGCGAGUCAGGUGACACGGUGGAAGAGAGAGCAGCUGAUUUCCAGGCUUGCCCUCCUGGUUUGUUAGCUCUGCAGUGUAUCAACCACUUCGUACAGAAACACUACGACAGGCACCGGGAGAUGGUUCUAGAUCAACUGAGCAGAGAGAAAGACCGACAAUGUCCUUUUAUACGCUCUGCAGUAGCGGUCACUGGAUUGCUUUAUAAACAGCUCAGAAUUCAGAGAGAUUAUAUAGGCGUGGAGAUAGAUUUCCUGCCGAUUGUUUUCUCCCAAGACAACAUAUUCUUCGAGCUAUUUAGUAUAACAGUUCAGCUCUUCAACACUACAUGGCAUGAAAUGUUCGCAAAAAUUAGCGAUUUUAACAAGGUUGUAGACGUAGUUAAGGAGCAAUUGAACAUGGUCUUCAAAGGGGAAAAGAAGAUUAAUAAUACUGAAGAUUUCAAAGGGGCACUUAAGAUCGUUCCUUUCAGCAAAAUUCAGGAACAGAGGCUAAAAUCCUUGGAAAAAGAUUCUCUACCUAUCAUUCAAUUGCGUAAGAAGUUAAAGCCGGAACUGCAAGCUUUAGUUAACAGACAAAGGCUAACAAUCCUGGAGGCCGGCGAGGUGUUCAACUGUCCGAAGAGCAACAAAAGAAACAGGACCCUGUUUUGUAGGCUCUCCUCUAACCACAAGACUUUACAUUAUGGUUACGAUAUUGUUACUAACGAUAACACUUGUCCCCCUAUAGACGAGCUGCCUGAUAAAAUGAAUAUCCAUGAUAUUGAGGGUAUUAUUCUGUGGCGAGAUAUGAAGAACAAGAAUAGACCCCGGGGAUGGGAUUCGCCGCUGGGAUUCUCUCUGGAAUACAAUCAAUCAACGGCAAUGGACACACAAACUAAAACACUGGAUUUUAUCUCCCAAACUGUCGAGGUAUUUUCUUAUUGGACUGACGGGAUAAGUGUCUUGCAAAAGAAGGAUGCGUGUAACGAGACUGCUCAACAGCAUCUCUCAAUGUUACUUGAGAUGGAGAUCAAGAUACGACAGUUGGAUAUCCUCGACAUUGAAGGAUUGCAUCUUCCCGAGCAUCCCCCAUCCAUCCCACCCAUUCCUGACAACUUCAACUUUCACUAUAACUUCAACUGAAGCCUGCCAGCUACACUUUAUUUUUUAAACUUUCGUUUUGAUUGUAGUUAAACUUAAUGUAUAUGUGAAAAUGCCAGCUUCUGCUUAGAGAAAUUCUAUGAUGAGAACUAUGAAACUGGUGUGUUUUCAAACAAUGUGACAAUCAAGUAAUGAACAGUAAUCUCAUAUAUUUUAUCUAUUUCAAUUAUACGCAUGCUCAAAAUACUGUUGAAACAGCCAUAAUAUAAUGUUCAUAUUGCCUCACUGAUUAACCACACUUUAAUCAUGUGUUUUUAAGUUUUAACUAUGAGUUUGGUUUUAUUCUUUAUUUUACGUGAUCUGUUUUAAGAGUCAAAUCCCGAAUCUUAUAUUUGGUCAACCGUUAUACGCAAAUAUAUUGUUGCUUUGAUAUUUCAAUAUACGGCUCAUUUAUUAGGAUUUAUGUUAUUAGUAUUUUACACUGAAAUAAUUACGUUGUAUUUUAAUGUUUAUAUGUUGUCUGAUUUACCCACAUCUGAUAAACCAUCCUACUAACGCACUGCACAUCACUAGUCAGUAGUCACGUGGCAAUAUAUCAUACCACGUGACUAUAAAUAUUCGUGACGUUGCACUGCGUAGUUUGGGGCACUUUGGAUGUGGGAAGAUCGUUUCUUGGAAUGGGUCAGUUCGGAGUCGUCUCCUACAACUCCUACAGUAUCGGUUAUGCGAGCCAGAUUUUGUUACACUGCCAUUUUCCGUGACUAUUAUUUUUACCACAAGGAUUUGACAGUUGUUUUGUA
Molecule: messenger RNA, 3066 nt
Organism: Bolinopsis microptera
Lineage: Eukaryota; Metazoa; Ctenophora; Tentaculata; Lobata; Bolinopsidae
Product: engulfment and cell motility protein 1-like
Exons: 17
Coding region: 59-2308 (749 amino acids)
Biological process (GO): actin filament organization; cell motility
Cellular component (GO): plasma membrane
Source: RefSeq, a predicted model, not a curated record